AUGCCGACGAUAUUACUACCCGCAUCUGCUGCGGCCUUUGCGCCGCGGUCGACUUGCAAUGUCGUUCUGAACAACAAGGUCGAGCCCUGGCUAACCGCCACCCUCAAGAGGAUCAACAAAAUCAAACGACCUCUCAACAGUGUGCCUCAACAUACACGAUGUCUUACAGAGACCCUCUCAUCUACCAACGCCAUUUGGUCUUUGUGUUCGUUGAUGUUGCCCAAGGCCCCCGAGACUGAGCUACGGAAGGAUUCCAACCCGCUGGUCGAGGCUUUGUUCAACUACCAAUUGGUCCAUGUCGAAGCUUAUGUCGUCCAUAUCGACAUGGUCUCCCAGAAUGAGGUCGCUUUCAAGCUGACAACAGACACUAUUGAUUCGCUGGUCGAAUAUCAUAAAGAAGUCUUCUCCGUCGAUACUGCCGCCAAGACCUGGACUUGGUCCGAGAAGGAACAACAGCUGAAGAAGUUACAGGAGGAGUUUGUGCAGGCCGCCAAUAAAUUCGUCUACCGGACCGGUGCUCUGGCACUGGAAGGUAUGGAGGAGGAUGGGGCAGGAGAACUCCUAUCUGGUCGAAGUGAUGAAGUUCGCCAGGCCAUCAUGGGUCUCUACGUCCCUCUUCUCCCUCCACCUCCCAGGGUUGUCGAUGUCAUCCGCCCCACCCCUCUUCUACCGAGCUCGACUGGUGCUGAGCACUGGUGGCCAUCGCAACAUCUCCAAGCCAUUCAACCCGCACCCGUGGAUGCAUGGAAAAUCAUCCCCUCAAGCCCUAGCCCGGUCUCGUCCUGUGACUCUCACCAGAACAUCUGGACGAGUGUGGGUAUGAACGAGGUUCAAUUGCCAUCACCCACUCCCUCCUUCAGCCAGCCUUUCUCCUCGGCAGCCUACAGUGCUCCUCAAUAUUACAGUGCACCAGCUUACAACGCCCCGACCUACACCUCCCCGGCCUACAGUUCCCCGGCCUACAGCUCACCGGUAUACAGCGCACCUGUGACAACAUCUUCAUAUCCUUCCCUUCCUCUCCCGAGCAUGCUUGCCCAACAGCCAUGCAGUACAUCUGUCAGCACAUUCGGUUGGGAUCGAUACCAGGAAUAUACAAUGCCUUAUGCCACGGCUAUGUAA
Exophiala aquamarina CBS 119918 is the source of this 1119-nucleotide messenger RNA. RefSeq lists its product as uncharacterized. The transcript has a single exon. The record is from RefSeq and is a predicted model, not a curated record. Lineage: Eukaryota; Fungi; Ascomycota; Eurotiomycetes; Chaetothyriales; Herpotrichiellaceae. The coding region runs from base 1 to 1119 and encodes 372 amino acids.